This is a messenger RNA of Medioppia subpectinata, 719 nucleotides long. The record is from the annotation of a GenBank genome assembly. Lineage: Eukaryota; Metazoa; Arthropoda; Arachnida; Sarcoptiformes; Oppiidae.
AUCAGAUGUCAGACGAGUGUAAAACGGAAUACGCGAACCAUUUGCAGAAGAGCAACGAACUCCAGAGGAGACACUACGCGGAACUGAUGCCAAAGAUAUUUAAUCAGUUGCAGGACAUGGAGGAGCGUCGCGAGGCGUGUAUUCAAAAUUUCAUGAGACAGAGCGCACACAUUCACCGACAAGUGUUUCCCAUUAUUGAUAAAUGUCUCGAAGGUGUGAUCAAAGCGGCGGAGAUUAUCGACCCGAAAGAGGACACCCGACAAGUGAUAGAGAGGUAUAAAUCGGGAAAUAUGCCGCCCGAAGACAUCCCAUUCGACGACUUGAGUAAUCCGAGGCCAGAGUCGGAGAAUGGCAUUCCCUCCAGAGGUAGUACUUCUCUGAAUUAUUCCACUUCAAUCAAAUCGGAGACAUUGAGAGGAACCCUAUCGGCCGCCCGGUUCAAGAAAAGGGGCGGUAUUUUUGGCAUUUUUGGCUCAAACAAAUCCAAUGUUGACGAUUCAAAGGACGAUUACGCAGAUCUGCCACCAAACCAGAGGCGUAAGAAGAUUCAGGCGAAGAUCGAGCAAAUCCAGAAUCAAUUCACUCAAGAGACGGCUGUCAGGGACGGCCUCAUGAAGAUGAGACAGGCCUACGAACAGAACAGCGCUUUGGGUGACCCGAACUCAGUCGAGGGACAGUUGACCGAAAACGGACAGAAAAUGGAGAAACUGAAGACAGAA